AUGUCUAACGUCGUUGCAACUAAUUAUGGGAAGGUUCAAGGUGUCACAAUAAACUCAGCCUUGGAUGUGAAUUAUACAGCAUUUUAUGGAAUUCCCUACGCUAAACCACCAGUUGGUAGAUUGCGUUUCAAAGACCCACGAACACCAGAAAGGUGGGAAGGAAUUUAUGAUGCUUCAAAGGAGAAACUUUGUUGUAUCGGAAGAGAUUCUUACUUGAAGAAAAUCGUUGGAUCAGAAGAUUGCUUGCAUCUGAAUAUUUACACGAAAAAUGUAUCAUCAAGAAAGUCUUUACCCGUAAUGGUUUAUUUCUUUGGUGGUGCCUUCCAAACUGGAUCCACAUCAACUGAUUUAUAUAGCCCAGAUUAUCUUCUAAUGGCUGAUGUAAUUGUCGUCAUGUUAAGCUUUCGUUUUGGACCUCUUGGAUUUAUGAGCUUUAAAGAUGAGACUUUAAAAAUCACCGGAAAUGCUUGUUUGAAGGAUCAAUUAAUGGGACUUCAAUAUGUCAAACAUAACAUUGAAUACUUUGGUGGUGAUGCCAACAACAUAACAUUGUUUGGUCACAGUUCAGGUGCAAUGUCAAUUAAUCUUCUUAGUGCUAAUGAACAAGCAAAAGGUCUUUUUAAUAGAGCGAUCAUCAUGAGUGAUUUUAUAUUGAAGGAUUCAUAUUUGACACAGCGAGAACAAAAUUGGGCUUUACGUUUAGCUAUGAAGUUGGGAUAUUCAGGAAAUGAUGAAGACAAGGAUGUUCUGGAAUUCUUGCAAAAUGCAGACCCGAUAAGAAUGGUGGAAGAACAAAAUAAUCUUAUUUUACCAGAAGAAUCAAAAAGAACUCAAUUUGCUUUUAAGCCAAAUUUGGAAACUUAUUUCAAUGAACUUGCAUCGAAAUCGCCGAUUGAAAUGACUCGUGAAGCGUGGGGAAAUGACAUUGACAUGAUUUUUGGAUGUGUGUCAGACGAAGGUCUUAAUCAAUUAACUUACAUUAACCGUAAUCCACAAAUGAUCACAAAAUUGGAUCUGAAAGACAAAAUUCCAACUGACUUGAAUUUAAAUCUUGAUGACGAUCAAUCGCGAUCUAAAUUUGCUGAACAACUUCAAACAUUUUAUUUUCCUAAUAUCAAUCCAAAUGAUGUCGAAUCAGAAGAAACAAAAAAUGGUUUUUGUCGAUUAGUUGCUGAUAAAGAACUUUUAUUGCCACUGUCACGUUCAAUCAGAAGUCGCCAAAACUCAAGUGGAAAAGGAAAAACUUAUUUUUAUCGAUUUGCAUUUGAUUCACCCACGAUGAACACUUUUCGAACACAAAGAAACAGACCAAAUGCACGAGGAGUUGAUCAUGCUGAUAAUUUGAGUUACAUCUUUAAACAUAAUUACGGACCAAUAUGCGAGAAAGAUUCGAAAGAAUUUUCUGUCAUCAAAAAUUACAUUUCAUUUCUAACUUCUUUUGCUACAACUGGAAGUCCAAAUGACGAUGUGGCUCAAAUUGCAACCGGAAAUGUUAUCCUAUGGAAAGAAGUUGAUUCGAAGACGCCGCCAUUUAAAUGUUUGAAUAUCUCUGAAACUAUUGAAUUCAAAGAUAAUCCCGACACUGAUCGAAUUGCUUUAUGGGAAGAAAUGUACACGGAAACCAACACACCACUUUAUUAA
This is a messenger RNA of Clunio marinus, 1641 nucleotides long. NCBI's taxonomy places the organism in Eukaryota, Metazoa, Arthropoda, Insecta, Diptera, Chironomidae. The record is from the annotation of a GenBank genome assembly.